Messenger RNA from Dreissena polymorpha, 594 nucleotides. Its product is annotated as protein shisa-5-like. The coding region runs from base 116 to 451 and encodes 111 amino acids. The record is from RefSeq and is a predicted model, not a curated record. The transcript has 3 exons. Lineage: Eukaryota; Metazoa; Mollusca; Bivalvia; Myida; Dreissenidae.
UGCUGUUGAACUUUGCUAUCGUUAUAUCAAGGUUUUCAUGUAUAUAAGAUUUGUUCUCUGAGCGAGGCGUGCAACAUAUAUUGUUGAAGAAGAAAGUACGCUGUGAAAUAAAAAUAUGAGGCGAUUAGCAGUGUUGGUGGUGAUCAUACUUGUCAUCUUUGUCGAUGAAAGCCAUGGUUUCCAGUGUUGCAAGGGGUACACAGACAUUUUGGGAGAAGAACACCCUUCUCUGUUGUGCGAAGACUAUUGUUGUUGGAAUCUUAAUCUGAAACAACUAAAAGUGUGUUGUAGUGACGAGUACAGAAUGGUUUCCUCGAACGAUAGAGAUCAGGUGUCGUGCGUGAAAAGUUGGAUAGAAGAAUACAUAUGGGUACCAAUCGUUGGCAGUAUUGUUGUUCUUGCCGUUAUCAUCGCCGUGGUAGCGUGUUGUUGUUGUGGAUGUUGUUGCUGAGAACACUUUGUUGCAACUCUGACUAAUGACAAUCAACGAUGAUGUCUGUCAUACAAUAAAUCGCAAAUGUUUGUACACAUAUAUAUCAAAAUGUUUAUGAAAUCAAUUGUUAUUAAAUAUAUGAAAUAAAUACCUAAAACGUU